This is a messenger RNA of Dictyostelium discoideum AX4, 1593 nucleotides long. RefSeq lists its product as hypothetical. The transcript is spliced from 3 exons. Gene Ontology annotation, cellular component: membrane. The record is from RefSeq and is a predicted model, not a curated record. Lineage: Eukaryota; Evosea; Eumycetozoa; Dictyosteliales; Dictyosteliaceae. The coding region runs from base 1 to 1593 and encodes 530 amino acids.
AUGAGUAAUAAUAAUAAUAAUAGUAAUAAUAAUGAAAGUGAUAUAAUAACUAGUAACAAUAAUAAUAAUAAUAAUAACAAUAAUGUAGAAUAUGAAUAUAAUAAUAAUGUGAACCAUUAUGAAAAUAAUAAUAUAAUUGAAAAUGAAGAAUUGUACAUAAUAACAGACGAUAUAAAUAACAAUAAAUAUAUACGGAAUAAUAAUAAUAAUAAUAAUAAUAAUAACAAUAAUAAUAGUAAUAAUAAUAGUAAUAACAAAGAUAAUAAUAGAAUUAAUAAAGGAAGUAGUAGUAGUAUAAGUAGUAAUGAAAUCACCGAUAUUACACCAAUCAUUAAAUCAAUAAAUGGUGAUAAUGAAGAUGAUGAAUUACCUUUAUCAAUUUCACAAAAAGAAUCAAAUACUAAAAAAGUUAGAAGGCAUGUUAUUGGUAGUUUAUUAGUAUUAUCAGUUGUAUCUUUAUGGGUAGCUUCAAGUAUUAUUACUCAAAUUAUUUUUACAAGUGAAUCAUAUGAUAAACCAUUCUUUCUUACAUAUUUUGGAACAUCAAUAUUUUCAUUUUAUUUAGGAGGUUAUUUUAUAAAGUGGAAAAAAUGGACAUCAAUUCCAUUUAAUACUAAACAAGAUAAUGAUUACGAUUAUGAAAAUAAUUUAAAUAAAAAUGAAUCAACAACACCAAUAAUAAUUAAAGAUAAAAAUUUAGAAACAGGUUUAUCAAAAACUAUAUCAACAUCAACAACAACAACAACAACAACAACAACAACAACAACAACAACAACAGCAACAACAAAUUAUAAAUUUACACUAAAACAAAUUUUAAGAAUAAGUCUUUUAUUGGCACCAUUUUGGUUCUUUGCAAAUUAUACAUAUAAUCUAUCAUUAGAUAAAACUUCUGUCUCUACAAAUACAAUCCUUUCAACACUUUCUGGUAUAUUUUCUUUGUUUUUAAGUGUUAUUUUCAAAGUUGAUAAAUUUACAAUUGAAAAAUUAUUUGCAACUUUAUUAACAUUAAGUGGUGUUAUUUUAGUUAGUUAUUCAGAUUUUGAUAAAAAUUCAAAUGGUUCGGAUACUGUAGUUGGUGAUAUUUUAGCAAUAGUUGGUGCAUUUUUAUAUGGAUUAUAUUCAGUUUUAGUAAAGAAAUUAAUUGGAUCAGAAGAGAAUUUACCAAUGCCAAUGAUGUUUGGAUAUUUAGGUUUAUUUAAUUUAAUCUUUUUAUGGCCAAUAUUUUUCAUUUUAAAUCUUACAAGUUGGGAAGUAUUUGAAUUACCAUCAUCAAGAGUAUUGGUAUACUUAAUAUUUAAUGGAAUUUUCGGUAGUUUCAUUUCCGACCUAUUGGAUUCCUAUUCAGUUGUAAUGACAAGUCCUGUAAUUAAUUCAAUUGGCUUAUCUUUAUCAAUUCCAUUCGCAAUGAUUUCAGAUUUCGUUAGAACCGGUAAAAAAUUCACAUUGAUGUAUUUAUUUGGUAGUUGUUUAGUGGUUUUAGGUUUUUUACUCAUAAAUUUAGCUUCAUCAAUUUUUGAAAAAAAUUUAAAAUUUAUAGAAGCUAAAUUGUUUUCGAGGGUUAAGAAUUUAUUAAACAUAAAGAAAAAUGAUUAA